Messenger RNA from Rangifer tarandus platyrhynchus (Svalbard reindeer), 339 nucleotides. Lineage: Eukaryota; Metazoa; Chordata; Mammalia; Artiodactyla; Cervidae. The record is from the annotation of a GenBank genome assembly.
AUGGUUAUCUCUGGUCUUGAAAUUUUGAAAUCUGAAGAGUUCUCUAGAAAAUCUGAACUUUGGAAGUCUCCCCAUUCCUUAAUACCUCAUCCACCCUGCCUUUUUCGACACAGUUAUCAACAGUGUAUUUCCAGCAUUUUGUUUAUGUUCUUUUUUUUUUUCUUAUGUGAAUGUAUAGUGGCAUUAAAUGCCAGUGUGAUUUGUAGAAUGUGUUUCUCUCUUGGCAGCGGUUUUCAGUUUUGCAGCAACUCUAUUAUUACUUUUCCAGCAGUUUCUGUUUUUAUAAAAUCUGGGUUUAUCAGCAAAGCAGGCCUGACCACAGUGGUCUUGUUUAACUAG